AGUCUGUGCUCCUACAACAGAAAGAUCCCUCCACCUCAGUGAACACUUCCUCAUAGAGGGCGAAAGGAACUAGAGCAUGUGGUGCGGGAUUUGUGCAAUCCGUUAUGGCUGAAAAGAAGAAUACACUGGAUGUUUUGCCAUCAGAAAUGGUUUACAAAAUACUUGCCUAUCUUGACUUGAAACAUUUAUAUGUUGCAGCCAGAGUAUGUAAAACAUGGAACAGCGUAGCAAAAGAAUAUGAUAUACUAUGGAAGAAGUUUUGUUUGGCCCUACCAGAUGCAUGUAAGGAAAGAAUAAAUAAUUAUCGAGACUCUGGAUAUUCCUGGAAGGAAACCUUAGAAAGAACCAAAAUGGAUUCAGCAAGAGAAAGAGUGCAGCAAAAUUGGCUUAAUGGACGGUAUAGUCAAAUUAGAUCGUUUAAAGAGCUUCCGCAGAACAGUAUGUGUCCACUGGAUAAAAAUACUUGGGGGGAGAUCCUUGAAGCCGAAGAGAGAAGGAACUAGGCAAUAUAUAAUGACAUUUGGAUGGGGACUACAGCCAUGUAUAGAGCCACAGGUUCAAGUGACUUAUUACAUUUAUCUUCAUCUACGACCAUGAAGGAAACCACUGAUGCAACAUAUUCUUAAGUGAAACAUGCAUUCUACUAGUUUUAUUGUAAAUAGAUUUUUAAUAGUUAUCUUUUUAUAACCUCUUGCCAUAUCAUGUUAAUAGUGCAAUAUAACAUAUGUACUGUACGAUGGUGACAGCCUAAAAUAUUACAAAUACAGAUGCAAAAUGCAAUUACUUGUGUUACCUGGCCCAAACUAAGACGCACUUUCUAUGUGUCACAGUUCCUCUAUCUUUCUAAACAAGUAAACCAUGAAUAUACUGUAUAUUCACAUUUUGCUUUGCCCCUAUGGCUCAACUCCUGCAGCAUAUCACUAUGCACCUCUUUCUCUAUUCCAAAUCUGUAACUAAAGAACUAAGAAAGUGUGAAAUGGUUAGAGCUAUGUAUUCAGGGCUGUCCAACUAGAGGCCCACAGAUAAGAUGCAGUGUUCCAAUGGCUUUUUAUAGUCUCCUGCCCUUCCAAGGGCUAAAUGUAUUUGUAUGCCAUUGUUAUUAUUUUAAAAAAUGUGGCCCUUAAACAUUUAUCAUGACAAGAAAUCAGGCCAGUACAUGUAAAAAUGCAUACUGUAGCACUGAUCUAGGCAAUACAUUUUGCAGAUAGGCAGAGGCUUGAAGCCAUUAAGUUUCUCUUUACUAUUGCCCCUCUCUACAAUCUUCUUUCUCAUCUCAUGACAGGUAGGUCAGAAAAGAGCAUCCCUUUCCUUGCAAAUCUAUAAAAUCUAACUCAAAUAAACAACUCCAACACAAACAAACAGCUAACAAUGCUAACAAUAACUGACUCUGGCACAAAUCCAGCCUUUAGAGAGUCAGUUAUUUUGUAAGUGUAAGCUCUAGUUCAUCUUCUAAGCCAGUGCUGUCCAACUUCUGUGGUGCCGAGGGCCGGAAUUUCUUUAGCAUACAUAGUGGAUGGGCGCUAAUGGAAGCCAGUUUUGACCACUCCCCUUUAUAAAACUGCACCCAUUUCAAACCACACCCAUAUUAUGAUGAUGGUCAUAGCGCAGGAAAAACCCAAAUGCUUGGUCCUUUCUGUGAGGAUAUCAACCAUCACUCAUAUGUGAAAGAAUUAUAUUAUGUC
Molecule: messenger RNA, 1682 nt
Organism: Xenopus tropicalis (tropical clawed frog)
Lineage: Eukaryota; Metazoa; Chordata; Amphibia; Anura; Pipidae
Gene: fbxo48
Product: F-box protein 48
Exons: 3
Coding region: 105-503 (132 amino acids)
Biological process (GO): protein ubiquitination; SCF-dependent proteasomal ubiquitin-dependent protein catabolic process
Cellular component (GO): SCF ubiquitin ligase complex
Source: RefSeq, a predicted model, not a curated record